UGAACACGAAGAAUUGUAUGAAGAAAGUACAACUACUAAUCAGUCUAAAGGUCACCCUAAAAGUUUCGUCUGGAACUACUUUGACAAGGAUAAUAAUAGUAUAACUGCAAUCUGUAAAGUUAUAUUGGAUAAUAGAAAAAAAUGUGGUAUCUCAUAUAAUGAUAGCUCAACAACUUCAAAUUUGAUUAACCAUCUCGCUCUAGAAUGUAAAAGUUUUCAAAAAUUACUGCAUUCGCUUGAUGAAAAUUUUUCAAUUUCCUAUAAUAAAACUAUAAAAACUUCUGUUAACAAAUCAUUUUCUUGGAGUAAAGAACAAUUAACAAGCUUAAUAGAAAAGGAGAGUGUUGCCAUGUCUAUGAUGAUGGAUUUUUGGACAAGUCAUCUUAACCAGAGAUAUAUUGGAAUCACAUGUGAAGUUAUUGCUGAAUUGAUUCCUUGCGCAGCUCAUGUGCUUCAAUUGUCUGUUGGAAAAGGGUUAAACAUGAUUAGGCAUUUAGUUUUACGUAUAAAACGAUUGAUUGAUUUUUUUAAUAAUUCACCUAAGCAAACCGAAUAUCUCCUUACCACACAAAGAGAUCUUGGAUUUAAAAAAUCAAUAGUAUACCUUCCAUCACAGCUUCAAUCAGAUGAAAGUGUGCCCGUACGAAAGAAUGGUAAACGAUUAGCACGUAUUAUGCUUAGUGAUGAUGAAUGGAUAUUUUUAGACGAAUUGAAUGAUAUAUUGUGUGGUUUUGAAGAAAUAACGACGUUACUAAGUGGAAAUACUUAUAUAACAAUUUCUUUAAUAUAUCCAGCUAUUUCAAUAUUA
Racocetra persica is the source of this 808-nucleotide messenger RNA. The record is from the annotation of a GenBank genome assembly. Lineage: Eukaryota; Fungi; Glomeromycota; Glomeromycetes; Diversisporales; Gigasporaceae.